CGGCCGCCGUAUCUUAGCCUCACUCCCGCCGCCUCAAUCCAACGCCCCCCCUGCCCCUCGACACCCCCCAAUCGUCCCGUCUCUCACGCGCGUCGCCGCCGUCGCCGUUCCCGUUGAUCCUCGUCGGGACAUCGCGCUGGUGCUGUCUCACCCCGUCCGCGGUCUCUAGCCAUUUAGUUUUGAGAGUUUGAUGCACACGGCAAUUGUUCCCGUUAGAAAAAUUGUUGAAUCCGUGGAGAGACAGAGACUAAAUAGUGUGUUCGUGUUUCUAAAGUAAACUAAAGUAAGUCGAGAUAUCAGAAAUAUGAUUGGAAGAAUCAACAAACCUUGAAAUAUUAUUACUAGCCGAGCCGUCAAGAUCUAAGGUCACAGAAAGAUGAUGAACCCUUAUGGAUUCUCGGUGUAUAUUGCAUCCACUAUUGCCAACGCCGUGUCAUCAUUGGCAUUGUGGAUGGGUCCUGUCCUGUUGAUGGUAAAGGAAAUUUUAUCCCCUAUGUUAGGUUUUAGCUUAUUUCUUAAGGCUAAACCACACUGCCCAUUAUUCCUCACCUCACUAAACGAGCUGCCAGAUGAUGUCCUCCUCGAGAUAUUUCUUUCCCUUCCAGCACACCCAACCUGUUUGGUACGCACAUCCCUCGUCUGCAAGCGAUGGCGCAGCCUCAUCCAAGACCGCCAAUUCGUCUGCCGCUUUCGCAAGCUCCAUCAGAAACUUCCUGUGCUUGGCUUCUUCAGCAACUCCACUAGAAUCCCCCGUUUUAUCCCCACUGGGGACCCUCCUAAUUCUGUCGCAACAGCAGCUUUCUCCCUACCUGAUUCCUGCUGGAAUGUCCUUGGCUGCCGCCACAGCCUUGUUCUCCUUGUCAGCUCAACUUGGAAUCAGCUCCAAGUGUGGAACCCCAUGACUGGUAGCCGGAAAUAUGUACCAGUUAAUCCUGAUGCGGAUAGUCGUUUUAAUUAUGGUAUCGUUCCUGAGAGCCAGGCUACAGUGGUCUGUGCAGCCGGCCACAAGGACACUGGUGACUGCCACUCUUGCCCUUUCCUCAUAGUGUGGGUGUUUACCUGCACACGCUAUGCCUAUGCCUCGAGAUACUCGUCAGAGAUUGGAAGCUGGCACCAGUUGGUGUCUUCACCAACACCAUCCGAGGUUGAUUCAAGGCCUAGCAUCCUUAUUGAGAACAUCUUAUAUUGGCCGCUCAAGUCAAAGUAUAUCCUUGCCUUUGAGUUGGCUACGUCUAAAUUGUACCAUAUCGAGUGUCCACCAGAAACACAUAGUGUAUUCAGAAGGAAUGUCCACAUCAUGAAGGCAGAGGAUGGUGGGCUAGGCCUUGCUGCCUUGACGGAGUUCAACCUGCGCCUAUGGGCGCGGGAGACAGAUGCUGCGGGUGUUACGGAAUGGGUGCUGCGCAGGACCAUUCAGUUGGAUGCAUUGCUUCCACUGAAAGUGUCAUCGGCGCCACCGGUAGAUAAUCAUUCGGCUGGUGGGCGUCCGGCCAGGAUACUGGGCCUCGUUGAGGAUGAUGAUUUGUUUUUCAUAUGGACGAGAAUCGGUGUCUUUGAAGUCCAGCUCAAGUCGAUGCAGUGCAAGAAAGUCUUCGAGACUGAUGUGUCUGCAACUGUCUUACCCUACACUGGCUUUUAUUCCACAGGUACUGUGGACAGGCCCCGUGAAAGUAUUGGAGACGUUGAUGAUAUCUAGAUCUUCUGAAUUCCUUUAGACAAACAUGAUGGCUGCACAGGGCAGGUGCUAGCAGGUUGUAAUUUUGUCCCUUUUCUUGUGUGGAGAAGACACCCGGAGCUGUCUGCUUAAUUAGAAGAAGGCACACUGUGUUUGUUGCCACUAUCGAAUAUCCUGAACACUUUCUUAGCUCGUUCCUAUCAAUAUUGCUAUGGUCAUUUUGGAGCUCA
Messenger RNA from Lolium perenne, 1905 nucleotides. RefSeq names its product F-box/LRR-repeat/kelch-repeat protein At2g27520. Gene Ontology annotation, molecular function: protein binding. Lineage: Eukaryota; Viridiplantae; Streptophyta; Magnoliopsida; Poales; Poaceae. The record is from RefSeq and is a predicted model, not a curated record.